Molecule: messenger RNA, 2461 nt
Organism: Diachasmimorpha longicaudata
Lineage: Eukaryota; Metazoa; Arthropoda; Insecta; Hymenoptera; Braconidae
Gene: aos
Product: protein giant-lens
Exons: 4
Coding region: 517-1416 (299 amino acids)
Source: RefSeq, a predicted model, not a curated record
UUCAUGCUUUGCCGCUGGUCUAAGAGUCCAGUUCAACCACGGCAUACCUUCGUGUACCCCGUGGGCACCAUUCUACGACCGGCACUCACCUACUAUUCAUCGAGGAAUACUAUUGGCCGAAACUCAAAGUCAUACUGUGAAUUUUCAAGACAUUACUUUGCAAUAAAAUACCCAUUGAAUAUUACUUUUCGAGGAUUUCCUUUUUUUUUUCAACGGACAAGGAAUAACUGGAAUUAAAUGGUUUGUUUAUCCCUGACUGGAGUGAAAUAAAAAUUAUAGAUGAACAUUCACGUGGUGGUAAGGGGUGGAAGAUGAUGCGAAGGAUAAAAUAAAAAUUGAUUAAACAUCGUGGCUCGUUGUGGACUGCAAUCGAUUGAUGGAGAAAGAUGAAAAAUGAUAAAUUGUCCCUUAUGAUGUGACAGUGAUUGGUUGACUCGAUAAAUUGACUGAUAUUAAUUUAUUGCCCAUUUAAAGUCAAUGAACUUUGAUUGAAGUGUUAUAAUACGAGAUUCGCGGAUGAACAAAAUGGAAUCUCACCGGAGAAUUUGUUUGUUUAUAACGUUGUGCAUUGUGGUAACAAAGUGCCUGGGUAAUUUACUCGGUAUUGAGAUGGAUGAUGCUGGUGAGGAGUUUCUCCACGAGUACCUGUCACUGGACGAGAACAGGUAUCUGGCGAAAUUACAGGAGUUUCAGGAUUCGGCUAUUGAAAUUGAUCUGAUAAAUACUAAAAAGCAUCACAAACGACCGGAACAGGAGCCCCGAAUUGUUUAUCAAAUUGGGAAGAGUGAAGAGGAACUGCCAGAGUGUUUGGAUAAGAGCGAGGUAUGCAGCAAAGUGGAUUUAUAUGGGGAUCCGUGGGUGGAGAGACAGUGCAGAUGUCCUGGUGGACGUACAUGUCCUAGCACUAUACAUGCUGACGAUGGACACACAAUUGUGGAUAAGACCAGGCAAUAUAAGCUCUGUGAGCCUGUCAAAAGACUACCAAUUUGUCGUUACUUCAAAGACAUCACAUGGACCUUAGCCCCAGGAGUUGGCCCUAAUAAUUCAACAGUUCAACAGGUUCACUGCCGGUGUCGUCCAGGGAGUGUUCCUUAUCUCGUAAGAAGAUCAACCCACAAACUACCCCAAGGCAAUGCCACCUUCAUCUACGCCUUUGCCUGCUCACCACAAAGUCGAUUAAGGUGUCAGCAUAAAGAGCCCUGUCGUCUCUUCACAGUUCGCAAGCGCCGAAGCUCUCAACUGGAAGAAGUCAACGCAUCACCUCUCUGCCAAUGCCCGAAGGGAAAUAGAUGCCCCAGGAGGCACACAGACCCGGGCUCUCUUCCAGCAAGAUCAUACCGUGGUGCCCUUGAGAUAAAAACCUACAGUGGUUACUGCGUUCCAGCUCAUCACACCGAGCCAGUCUACACCCUUUGAUCGUCUCUUACCUCAGAGGACCAACAAUCCCAAUGAUAUGACCAGCCUCAACCUAUCAGAGAAUUAUCGGUAGAUUGCCUCCUGUACCGACUGUGGAUAAAUUGCAACGAAUAACGACAUGAGAAAUUGACGAAGAGAAAAUGUGUGAAAGGUAGAACCUUCUCAAGGACAUUCCAUUCAGCCCUUUCCCUCCUUCUCGUCGUACGAUUUUUACCACGAAAUAGUAUUAGAAGUUGAGGGGAACAGUUGAUAGUGUUGAGGAAAGUGUUUUGAAUUUUUUUAUUUCAAGAAUUUAACAAAUUCUCAUCUUGAUCAUUGAGAAAAAACCUCUGCAAAAGCUUUAAGUGACAAUCGUCGUACAUCGAGUGUUGGUGAACUGUGGAAAUUGUCCACCGUUGAAUAAUUGAUUGUAAAAACGAUUAUUGUUCACUGGUGGAAUUUUUUUCCGAAUUUUCAAUUGAAAAUUGUGAUCACAAUUUUUCCAAUACGAAUAAAUCCCCCGCACUCAGUGUACAACGUCACAAUAUUAUCCAUUAAGGUCAAAGAGAUGUUUUCUUCUAAUUCUGAAUUAAUUGUAUAAACAAUGUAUAGAUGUAUUUCAGGUACGGUCAAGAAAUCAAUCUCGACGAUUUUACCAUUGUUUCCUCGCUAUUUCUGCAAUUAUUUCUCUUUUAUUAAUUUUGUCGACGGUUAAUGACUAUUGUGCGACGUUUCGAAAAUAGAGAUGAAGAAUUAUUUUCUUAUGUUAUAUUAUUAGCACUAUAUCAGUUAAUGUUUAAUCUAGACGACAGGUUCUUUUUGGCUAAUUCAUAUUUCGAAUGCCAUUGUCGACGUUCGGAGGGAGAGAAUGAAAGUAAAUUUACAUAAAUGAUGAUAUUGAGCUGUAUAUAUGAUUCGCUUUCGGAGUGAUUAGUGUAAGAUGAUGGAAAUCGAAGUGAACGGUUUUUUUUUCAAUGAUGAUGAAACGUUGAUUUGAGAUUGACGUUGAUCAUGUUUGUAUAAUUUCCACUGGUUUAAGAAAAUAUAUGGCAACUCUGUUAAAUAA